Messenger RNA from Bicyclus anynana (squinting bush brown), 5013 nucleotides. Its product is annotated as roundabout homolog 2. Lineage: Eukaryota; Metazoa; Arthropoda; Insecta; Lepidoptera; Nymphalidae. Gene Ontology annotation, cellular component: plasma membrane; axon. Gene Ontology annotation, biological process: axon guidance; cell-cell adhesion. The record is from RefSeq and is a predicted model, not a curated record. Gene Ontology annotation, molecular function: protein binding. Bases 253 to 3168 code for a protein of 971 amino acids. The transcript has 15 exons.
AGGCGAUAGUACAACACACGGUUCGAAGCGAGUAGGUCGUGUCGCGACCAUUCGAACGUUCGGCUUUCGCGCGCAAAGCGUAUGUUGCCGCGUAUUUGAAUUGAACUUUUAACGUUCGAUUUUUGAAAUGAAAAUGACAUUUUAAUUAAAACCAUAGACAAUAAAACAUGGUAGUGAUAUAUGGACUCUUUUGUUAUUUUACAACCAUGUAAAAAUACCGAGGGUGUUUUAUUGGUGUAAUUCGGAGGCAGUAUGGUGGAUGUCGGUGGUAAUGAGUGUCAUAACACCAUAAAUGGGAGGAACCAAUUUGUAUUUCUUGUUUUUGUGCAUUUGUUACUGAUUGGACUGAAUGGAACCAAUGCGCAAAAUCGAGCACCCCGUAUAAAAGAGCAUCCAUCAAGCACAGUAUCCGGCCGCAGCGAGCCGGCGACCCUGAGGUGUGUGGUGGAAGGCCGGCCCAAGCCGUCCGUGCAGUGGUUCAAAGAUGGCGCACCUUUGCCGCCUGCUGAAGAUGGUCAUAGAGUCCUAUUGGAAGACGGCCUAUUGUUCUUAAGGGUGAACCGGGGAAAGAAGGAGAGUGAUGAGGGGAUUUAUUGGUGUGCGGCUCGCAAUAUAGCCGGGGAGGCUGUAAGCCAGAACGCUUCAUUAAAUGUUGCCGUACUUCGUGAUGAAUUUCGGGUUGAACCCAGGGAUGUCCAGGUCGCCGCGGGAGAACCGGCUUUGUUAGAGUGUGUUCCACCUCGAGGCGUCCCAGAUCCAUCCAUGCAUUGGUUGAAAGAUGGUCAAUUGUAUGAUAUUGAAGUUAAUGGAAGGGUAACAAUAACAGAUACUGGUAGUUUAAAAAUACUAGAAACAUUGCCAAAUGAUAGUGGACUGUAUAGAUGUGUGGCGUCCAAUAUAGCGGGAGAGAGGCAGUCCAGAGCCGCUGCGCUAAUUGUUCUAAGGCGGCCACACUUUGUUGUAAAACCUAGUAAUGUAACUGCAUUAGUAGGACAAAACGUUGAAUUAAAUUGCCAGAGCUAUGAGACGAGCGUAAAAAUAACAUGGGUCAAGGAAGACGGCGUGUUGCCGUCGCAUGCUACAAUAAUCCGUGGACUAUUACGGUUGGAACAGGUGUCCGCUUCCGACGCGGGCGUCUAUUCCUGCCGCGCCGACAGCCAUGCUGGGACUAGCAUCGCCAGCGCAUCGCUAACCGUUUACUCUUUACCGCACUUCACGCAGAUACCGUCCAAUUUGACCGCAUGGGAGGGCGAUGUGGUGUCCAUUCCCUGUGAAGCUAAAGGCUUACCCACACCUACUACCUUUUGGAUACUAGAAGGUGUUGAAGAUUCAUUGCUGUUCCCAGAGUGCACUAGGAGUAAUUCUAGUUUGCUUUAUCUGGACGGUGCGAAAGUAGAACACGGCGGAAGGGUUAUCUGCGUAGCGGUGAAUGCGGCCGGCAGUGUUAUGCAAGAGGCUUAUCUAAAUGUGUUGAAGAAAACCAAUAAUCCAUUGAAGGAGCGCACCUCUGACGAAAACUUUGGCAAUAAUUACGAACACGAGGUCCGUAUGACGGAGUAUGAGUUUGUUCAAGCGAGGAAGUAUUUACAACAAAAUGUUUUAGUCCUUAGGAGGGUGGAAACUUUGUCGUCGAGUUCGCUGAAAGUUGUUUGGGACGUGUUAACUGAUUACAAUGAAUAUUUGGAAGGAGUUAAGAUUUGGUACAAUGGAACUUCGUUGAACUGGCGCAAUAGUAGCGAAGAGAUAACGAUAUUGAAUUCAUCCCAACUGGAGAGUUGUCCUAAUGGAUCUCUGACGAACGUUGAUAACAGUGGGUCAUCGAGCUACAUUUUAUCUGGGUUGGCGUCUUAUACCCAAUACGAUAUUUUUUUAAUGCCGUUCUACAAAAUGUUGCUUGGUAAACCUUCUAAUUCGAUGACCGGUUAUACGGAUGAGGAAGUGCCGUCUGCGCCGCCCCAGAGCGUGACAGCGGGGGUAAUUAACGCUACGUCGGCCUGGAUACGAUGGGAACCGCCACCUGCAAACACUUGGAACGGGGAACUUACAGGCUAUUUGAUCGAAAUUCGCGUGGGAGGUGGCCCCAGUGGGCGGGUAGUGGGGCAAAUGUCCCUGGGCGCGCGAACCCGGGCGGCGGCGGCUAGCUCGCUACGGGCGGGCGGCCGGUACAGCGCGCGCGCCGCGGCGGUGACACGCCGGGGACACGGGCCCUUCAGUAUGCCGGCACCUAUACAUAUGCUGCCUAUGCAUUCGCAGAGACAUUUUGUGCAGACUGAACCACCAAACGACGCAGCGAUCCCGCAUUUACUUCAAGAGACAUGGUUACUCGCUUUAGCGCUAACCCUGUUCUCUAUCAUAGUAAUUGGGAUAGUUAGUAUCUACUACAUUAAGCGUCGUAACAGCAUUCAAAGGAAGAAGUCGACCGGUCAAUCUAUUGUUACGGCUCAACAGUGUCUAUUAAAUAAAGAUACGAUUUGGUUGAGAGAUCGACCAGUAUUUGCGCCUCCGGAUUCUACAUUAGACGUUACAAGUUGCCAUCAUAGCUUGCUGCAAGGAGGGCAAACUCCGAACAUUAUGAAUGUCGAGCCAGAGUAUUGCUUGCCACAAAACUCCAUCCAAGGUCUAGACGCUUCAAGUGUAGACAGAAUAAAAAGGGGCCCACCGGAACCUUACGCUUCCAGCGCUAUUUACACUGAACUCAAUUUCAAGGACAAUGCUGACAUCGGAGAUGCCCGAAGUUGUCCGGAACGACGUUCACACAACAAUAGCAUUGUUAGAUCGUGCAAUGGCAGCAUUCAAUAUUCCAAUGGUGAAUGUUCGACAUGUUGUCACAGCACUUCCAGUAGAUCAACAAAGGAUUAUAGAGAAUUGAGACACGAGAACGUACACAAUGAUGUAAAUAUAGUUGAAGAUGAUUGUGCUUCCUGUCACACUAAUAGAUCGGGAUCGAGGAGUAGGCAGGACAAAAGCAAAGUGUGUCCUGCUAGUGAUUUAGAAUACGACUACCCCCAAUGGCAUUGGCUAGGGAGGGAGAAUAGUUUUAAAAUUCCCAUUCAGUCUGGACGACAUUCGAAUAUGGCGCGGUCCGAGCAAGGCUGUCAAAUAAAUCUAAAUGAUAUAUUACCACCACCGCCCUACGAAAGUCCCGAGAAUAAAGGUCAAAUGAAAUAGAUCGUCUAGUUUUGGUAGUUAGUAGCGACGUAAAAAGAAACGUAAAGCAAUAUACAAUAUCAUUUUUUCAAUGUUAAUAGGUCUUAGAACCAGUGAGUAAGUAUAACAGUUUUAGAUGAAUAUUUGUGUCUAUUUAUACUAGGAAGUUAGCUCAGAAAUGUCCUAUAAGCAACUAUCUUAUGAAUGUUAAGUGUAAUUUACAAAGAGACAAUCCUAAUUGACUUAAUAGGUACAUUGUUGCAUCCGCCUAUAAGCUGACUGCCUUUCGGAAAUAUGCUAAUCUAUCUCAUAAUUCAAAUUAAUACUCAUUGUAAAUGAAGUCGCUCCAAUGGGUCUAUCUUUGAAAAAGAUGAGUUCAAAAAUUACUGAACAGGUUCCAUUGCGGUUUUCACUAAGAAAUGCAGCAAUUUACAUAAAUCACUACGUUUUUUAGGUUCACUGGAAUUGUAUACAAUAUUGUCCAAAAUAGGACAAUGAUUUUUAGCGUAGCGUUCAAGAUAAGACCAUAGUUAUUGACAGAAAAACAUAAGCGCAAUACGUAGACAGAUAAAUCUAUAGACAACUGUUAUCGGCCCGUUGUGAACUCUGUGGACUAUCAGCACAAUUGAAAAAACGGCACGGGUCAUUUUGCCGAAUAUCGAAUCGCCUUGUGUCGUUUUUUUACACUCAUAACUACGAGUAGUUCUCUUUUUUGAGAGAAUGCGAAGAAUGCUUUUUGUCUGUCUAUUUACUUCUCUAUCUGCACAUAAAUAGAACGAAAAUUAAACUGAGAGGAUCUAAUUUUUAUACCGACAUCAAAAAGGAUGUGCCAAUAAAAAUCUUCAGAAUAAAUAGACAUUGUAAAAGUCAGUAAAAUUGUAUUAUUAAAACAAACAUUAUAGUUGUAUAUUUAGGAUUUGUAGAGGCAUAAAUUAAAAGUUUAACAUGUAGCUACCAAAAUAUUGAUAGUUGUACUAGUUAUCAUAAAUUAUUCCUAAUUCUAGUCACAGUAUUUAGACUAGCUUCACAUUGUAGCGUUUAAACUGUCAUUAGUAUAGUAUUCAUGAUAAUCAAUUCAUACAUGAUUAUAAAUGCGAAAGUAAACUUGAUUCAAAAUUCGUUUAUUCACACUAAGGCUUAGUUUAGACAAGCACUUUUGAAAUGUCAAGUUAUUUCAUUGUAUUUAAUGGUGGUAAUAGAACAUCUAGGCAUCACAGUAAUCUGCAACGUUGUUGAUAGUUACUUGGUUUCCUCUUUCCUAAAAUGCACUGCAAAUAUAUGGAACGAUCUUCCGGCUUCCGUUUUCUCUUCAAUUCAGUAAUGAAUAAGUAUCUUCUAGGCAAGCGCGUUCUACUAGAGGCUGCAUUAUAGCUUGCCACAAGCAUUUGGUUUGCAUUGCAGCUAGUUGUUAGUUCUAGACCCAGUGGUUUAGACGUGACUUAAUAAACAGCCAAAGUUCUUUUCGCAUUUACAAUAGUAUGGAUAUAUCCACAUUAUAAUAUUCUAACGAUUUAUUUGUAUCUGUAUAUUGAUAUUCUUCAUACGAUUAUUGGAUGACAAAAUUUAAUUUAUCGAAUGGGUUAUUUUUAAGAUCUCUAUAUGCACUGCCAUUUACAUUUAGAAUUAGAGAUUUAGUUAUAUAAUAUUUGACUGUGAUAUUUAUAUUAAUUCGUGUAUUAGAAAUUAUUGUGUAAUUACUAAACCUACUGUAUUUAAAUGUAACGAACUCCACGGUUUCAAUAUUUUAAACUGUCCUUUACUCUCUCUUGUCCCUUUUAAAGAUCGCAUUUGUUUUUGCAAUCCAAAUAUUUUCAGAGCCAGUUGUGUUAUUUAAAUUUUCUGAAUAUUAUAGCAAUUUUAUAAUUA